Drosophila sechellia is the source of this 1230-nucleotide messenger RNA. It is a transcript of the gene mRpL3, whose product is annotated as mitochondrial ribosomal protein L3. Gene Ontology annotation, molecular function: structural constituent of ribosome. The transcript is spliced from 4 exons. Lineage: Eukaryota; Metazoa; Arthropoda; Insecta; Diptera; Drosophilidae. The record is from RefSeq and is a predicted model, not a curated record. Bases 74 to 1162 code for a protein of 362 amino acids. Gene Ontology annotation, biological process: translation. Gene Ontology annotation, cellular component: mitochondrial large ribosomal subunit; ribosome.
GAUGUUUUGACAGCUCUUUUGGUUAUUCCGCACCGGCUCGUUUUUAUGCAUUGUUAAAAUAUAUUAUAUAAGUAUGAUGCGGAGCUUUAUUAAUCAAUUUCUGGGUCUCCGGCUCAGUGGCAAUUGCAGUGUUUUGGUUACGCAGGUGCGCGAUAAGGGCCAUUUGAGCAGACCUCGACUGCGGAAUCCCCAAUGGUUUCUGCGCAAGGAAAUCACAAAAUACAACGACUUGAUGACGGCGGAGAACAAGCAGUUCGUCAACGAAGUGGGCACCAAUAACUUUGGCGUUCCGGCAGUUAUCAAGGAUAGUUUGGUCAGGACCGAAGCCCCAACCGCCAAUGAGGCUGUGUGGACUCCGAAUUUGCGAAGAUGCGGCGUUAUAGCGCGCAAAAUUGGCCAGUACCCGCUGUGGCUAAAGAAUGGCGAGAGGAUUCGCACCACGCUGCUGCAAAUCGCCGACAACCAUGUCAUUAAAUACAUUCCUCCGGAAGAGUAUUUACCUGCCCAAGUUCCCAAGGUAGCCAAUCUGCACAAGCGCGGCUGCAUUCUCGUUGGCUCAGAGACCACGAACCCAGCUCUGUUGACCAAAGAGUACGCGGGCAUCUUCCGAAACUCGGGUGUGCUCCCCAAGAAGAAUCUGGCCCGCUUCAUCGUCUCUCCAGAGGCCCAACUGGCGCCAGGCACUCCACUAAAUGUCAACCACUUUCGCAUUGGUGACUUCGUCGAUGUUCGCGGAAAAACAGUUGACCAUGGCUUCCAGGGUGUUGUCAAGCGACACGGAUUCAAGGGCAUGCCAGCAUCGCACGGUGUGACAAAAACACAUCGACGUGCCGGCAACAUUGGGGGUGGUGGCGAGAAGGGUCGCGUCUGGCCAGGCACAAAGAUGCCGGGACAUAUGGGAAACCGGUGGCGCAUCAUCAAGGGCCUGCGCGUGUGGCGCAUUAACACCAAGUACAAUGUUAUGUGGGUGCAAGGCAGCUCAGUGGCCGGCCCCACCGGCGGUCUGGUCUACAUAUACGAUACCAUCUUGCCAUUCCGAAAGAAUAAGGAAGCUCCGCCGUUCCCAACGUUUUACGGCGAGCCGCAGCAAGAUGUGGAUGAUUUGUGGUACGAACAGUUGCACAACUUCAAAAGCGAGUCGAUAACGUAUGAAAACGAAUAACUUUAGUGCUUAAGGUAUUAUAGAAACCUAAUUGUUUGUUUUGAAAUAAAAAAAAAUAACUAAUUUUA